CAACAAGCGGGCUGGACGUUAGUUUAAGGGGAGUAAGCAGCUUGUCGCUGUAGGUAGUAUAAUUCUCUCCAUUAUCUCUGUAUUGUGAACCAGUGUGUUAUUGAGAAUGUUGAGUAGAAGAUGUCUUGUUGUAAUUGGUUGUCGAUGAUGUUGAUUGUGGUGGAAAUCAGUGGAUUUUUUCUUCCUCCUCCCUCAGUGUGAUCAUUGACGGUCAUUGUUUGACAGACAGGUAUAAAGAAAAUAAAACGCUGUGCCCUUUUGAAUCCAUUUCGCUCCAUAAAGUAUGUCACUAACUUAACGAAUGACUCUGCGUGGGCGUGAGACUGACUCCACCCCAACACUGAUCAUUGCAUGUUGAAAAGUAGGCUGCGUGCUCAGAAAUGAAUAUGAUUACAGUUCCUCGAUUGGCUCAGGUUCCUCUUUGUGUAAACUCUUGUUGGUUUGUGGGUAGUGUCACACAGGACACUCGUUGUGUGAGACAGCGACAAGACAAACCGCCUGACAGGAAAUGAUUCAAUGAAUGAAAAGAACAUAUACUACAAUACUUCCCCUUUGGCCAUUUCAAGAUGACUUUGUUAAAUAACAAAGCAGUGCUUCGGAUGGCGGCUGUAGUGAUUUUAAUAAUCCUGCUGACAUUCUAUGGUACGAAAUUGCUUUUUGGUCCCGGAGAGCAGAGUGAAAGGGCUCCCACUCGCCAGCUGAGGUCACCGCUCCCAGUUCACGUAUCCCCACCUGGUCCAUGCACCUGCCCCUCUGGCUCAACGCUACUAAAAGAACACGUGCCAAAGGAUCAGUAUGACGAGCUGGUGGAACGCCGCGCUAAGGAGCUCCAUCAACACAAAGCCAGGACUACAUCUGUAUUAUCCAGACUGCUGUUUGCUUUACCUAACUCUCCUCUGCAGUAUCCUAUCCAGGGGUUUAAAGUACUGCCUUUGACCAAAACUCUAAUACCAGGUUUGGCAGUGCAUUCAGGAGAAAGAAGCAUCUACAAGGUGUCCUUGACUGUGUCUAUAGGGCUCCUGACCACAGAGUUCCCAGCUGACAGAGUGAAGGUGCAAGGUCAUGGCGAGAGCAGACUUGUCAUGGAGUCUUUCAGCCUGGUGAUGCUCAACGACCUGUUGUCUAAAGUGUCCUACACCAGCACUGUUUACCACGUACACACCGGAGACCUCGCAUUCUUCCAGUUUGAGGACCAUGAAGCCGUGUUUCCGAUUACCAUCAAACAGACCAACCUCCCAGUCCUGUACGACAUGGGAACAGACAUCAGCUCUCAGGUUACCAUCACCACCAAGACGUUCCUGCGCUACGCACAACUCAAGAUAUUGUUGAGCAGCAUCCGGCAUUUCUAUAGCAACAUAAAAGUCAUCAUCGCCGAUGACAGCUUUGAACCAGAGCACAUUACUGGGGAAAACACUGAACAGUACAUCAUGCCGCCAGCACAAGGCUGGUUUGCUGGCAGGAAUCUGGCUGUCUCCCAGGUAACCACAAAGUACCUCCUGUGGGUGGAUGAUGACUUUGUUUUUACGGAAGAGACGAAGAUAGAGAAGCUGGUGGAGGUGAUGGAGGCCCUUCCCGAACUGGAUGUGCUGGGGGGAACAGUACAACGGAACCAGUUUUAUUUCUCUCUCAUCUAUGAGGAAGGAGAUGAAAUGGAGGGCGGCUGCCUUCACAGAAAGUCGCAAGGAAAGUUCAACCCACUUCCUGGUUACCCAGGAUGCUUUAUGGCCAGUGGUGUGGUAAACUUCUUCCUGGCGAGAACGCACUCUAUACAGAGUGUUGGAUUUGACCCCAAGCUCAAAAGAGUGGCGCACUCUGAGUUCUUCAUGGACGGCCUGGGCUCCCUACUGGUUGCCACGUGCAACCAUGUGUCGGUCGGCCAUCAGCCCAAAACAGGCAAAGACAAAGACCCACGCUCGCUACGCCAAAUCAGACGACCUGGAAAUGAGGACAGCAAGUUCAAACUACAGCUUCACUUCUUCAAAAACUACCUAAAGUGUGUCAAGUAUGGAUAAAUGACUAAUUGACCACAUUGCAGUCACUGGAUGGGUAUACUUCUUUACCUUCUUGAUUUUUUUUGCUUCUACAUUGGGUAUUGAAUAGUAUGUAGGGUACUUCUUUAAAUUUAGUACAGAUGUCCAGUUCAAAUUAAGAAAAACCUUUCAUUUAAUGUUGGUUGUCAAAGGUCCAAUGCAGCGUGACCUCACAUCAGUCGCAUUCUCAUAACCUGGACCUAACGUUACUAACAUUUGGAUCCCUGAUAGGGCCAUAUUUCACAGCAAUUCAUCCAAUAAAUAGAUUUUAUAUUUC
Messenger RNA from Gasterosteus aculeatus aculeatus (three-spined stickleback), 2307 nucleotides. The record is from RefSeq and is a predicted model, not a curated record. NCBI's taxonomy places the organism in Eukaryota, Metazoa, Chordata, Actinopteri, Perciformes, Gasterosteidae.